GUAUAUGCGGCAGAAUAUCGUUAUUUUUAAUUAUUUGAAUUUGAAUUUAAAGUUUAAAACUUGCACUUAGCUCUGGAAAUAGCCCAUUAGAGCUUCUUUCAAAUUCAAUAAUAUUAUUAUUUGUAUUCAUUUGAUUUGGCUCAUCAAAGUAAUUACGAAAGAUUUCAUUGAAUCAGCGAUAAGGAAGAAGCCUAAUUAAACGGCAAUUAAAUCAGUGGCGUAGUGCAAGCGACGACUUCGCCACAAUUUAGUACGAUGGAUAUCCUGAAGGAACCAACAACACCAAAGCUACGGCUACUACCACGUCGCUUUGACCGCUGGAAAGUCCACAGUAAAAUAGUGCUGUCGUGUCUAUCCAUAACCAUAUUUCUAAACACUCUGUACGGACUUUACUGGGGCCGCUUUAGUUUGAAGCGUGGCAAGUUUUUAGUCUCGAAGCCGCUGGCUGUCUACAGCAUUUCGGUGGGCUUGGGCCUUGGCGUUUACUACGUGCUGCAGGUGUAUGAAGAGUUCACCAGUGGCCGCAUCACCAGCAGGGACACCAUUAAGAUAUACUGCUACAUGAAUGUCUGCAUUUGUCUGCUCAACUAUGUCACACAGUGGGCUAUCACGGGAAGCUUUGUACGUUUCCAGAACAGUGUUCCCCUUUUUCGUGUGUCCAAUGCCCUGGACAUGUCGAUGCUGAUGGUGUGGCGAGCACUCAUAGAUAGUGGCGUGAAGAUGGUGCUGUGUCCGUUGAUUGUGUACGUAACAUUGAUACUCUACCAGCAUCGAGCCCAUCCGGACAGGGAAUGGACCAGCCUUGCCUCUUUUAGAACCAUGCUGCCUCUGAUAAUAUCCAAUCAGGUUAACAACUGCUUCUUUGGCGGCCUAGUGAUUGCCAAUCUAAUAACUACCGCCAUCAAUAAGCGGAUACGCAGCAUUGUAAGGGAGGUCAACAUGAUGCAGACACCACUGCAGAUGGAGCUGCAGAAGCCCUACUACCGCAUGCAACGCUGCUGCGAACUGGCCGACAAUCUCGAUGAGCUGGCCAUCAAGUAUUCCCUUACGGUAUCCUGCUCCAGUCGAUACCUUCGCUUCACCGACUGGUCCAUGGUCGUAUCGAUGGUCAUGAAUCUGAUUGGCAUCACGAUGGGAUUGUACAAUCAAUACCUGGCCAUUGCCGACUAUUACAUCAAUGAGGAGGAGUCCUUUGAUCUGCAUCAAGCCAUUGUCCAGUUGAUUUUUCUUUCGGUGCCAUUCAUGGAACUCAUCCUGGUCUCUCGUAUAAGCAAUCAAAUGCUGCAGGAGACCAAGCAAACUGGAGAUCUCCUGCAAUGCAUCGAUCUGCAGCAUGCUGAUGUGCGUUUCAAGCAAGUGGUCAACUCCUUCUGGCUACAGGUGUCCACCUUCGACUAUAAACUGAUGCCACUGGGACUACUGGAGCUGAACAGCUCGUUGGUCAACACCAUUUUCUCGGCAGUCACUGGAUUUCUGUUAAUUCUGAUACAGAGUGAUCUCACGUUGAGGUUUUCGCUUAAGUAAAAAUGAUAAAUGCACUUUUAGUUUAAGCUUUGUAUUAUAUAUGUAUUAUGCAGAAACUAGUCA
Molecule: messenger RNA, 1587 nt
Organism: Drosophila obscura
Lineage: Eukaryota; Metazoa; Arthropoda; Insecta; Diptera; Drosophilidae
Gene: Gr97a
Product: putative gustatory receptor 97a
Exons: 2
Coding region: 256-1524 (422 amino acids)
Biological process (GO): sensory perception of taste
Cellular component (GO): membrane
Source: RefSeq, a predicted model, not a curated record